Olea europaea var. sylvestris is the source of this 1045-nucleotide messenger RNA. Its product is annotated as ras-related protein RABF2a-like. Bases 145 to 750 code for a protein of 201 amino acids. NCBI's taxonomy places the organism in Eukaryota, Viridiplantae, Streptophyta, Magnoliopsida, Lamiales, Oleaceae. Gene Ontology annotation, molecular function: GTPase activity; GTP binding. The record is from RefSeq and is a predicted model, not a curated record. The transcript is spliced from 7 exons.
UUCCUUUUCUUUUCAUGCGUACGAAAUUUAUAGCUGAAAUAACUCUUCCUCCAGAAUUGUUCCCUUGUAAUUCUCUCGGAUAAUACCGUAAAAAAAAUUCUUUAUCUGCUGAUUUGUGUUUGAAUUUUAUUAAAUUGAGAACCGAUGGCCUCUAGCGGAAACAAGAAUAUCAACUUCAAGCUGGUGCUUCUCGGAGAUUCUGGAGCUGGAAAAUCCAGUCUAGUCCUGCGAUUUGUAAAGGGACAAUUUAUUGAAUUUCAGGAAUCAACUAUUGGCGCUGCCUUUUUCUCACAAACAGUAGCUGUGAAUGACACAACUGUAAAAUUCGAAAUAUGGGACACAGCUGGUCAGGAGAGAUAUCACAGCUUGGCUCCAAUGUACUAUCGGGGAGCUGCUGCGGCCGUGAUUGUCUAUGAUAUAGCAAACCAAGAAUCCUUUGAGCGGGCUAAAAAUUGGGUUCGGGAGCUUAAAGCACAAGGAAACUCAAACACGGUUAUGGCACUUGCUGGGAACAAGGCUGAUUUAAUAGAUGCAAGAAAGGUGCCAGCGGAGGAAGCGCAGACCUAUGCGCAGGAGAAUGGGCUUUUCUUUAUGGAAACCUCUGCAAAAACUGCAACAAAUGUCAAUGAACUAUUUUAUGAAAUAGCAAAGAGACUACCUCGUCUGCAGCCAGCACAAAACCCAUCAGGCAUGUUUCUUGUGGAUAAUCAGAGACCAUCAGAGAAGGCAACCAGUGCUUGUUGCUCUUAAAGUUAAUGUAUAGCCGUAUGGCAGAAGAAUAUAUAUUUUGUAAAGUCGUAACAAAGUUCGGUGCUAUACUUUGGGUGCCAUUUCUUUGGAAAUGUACAGAAAACUUCUCUCGUCCGUUUUCAAAUUUUUAGUUAGUAUUUGGCUUCGGCAUGUCGUGUGCUAUGAAAAUGGUUUAGGGAUUUGCUAUAUUAUGUUUUAGUGCGGUAUGUGAAUUUUCGUUAAUUAUUAAAAAAAUUGUCAUUUACUUGUAAUAUUCUUGAAGUUCAAUGUGGAUUUGUACCUCAGCAUUUUGAAA